CGUAUACGUGUUGUGAGGGUUUGCCUGUUACCUUGUUGUUAUUGUCAUUCAAUUCUAAGACUAUACCUUGGCAUAUAGCUACAGCUUUACUGUUUACAAUUCAUCGCCCAAUAGAGUGAGCUAGGGUUUGUCUUGGGUCGUGCCAUUACGUUGUAUUCUGGUCACCGCACAAACAAUUCAACAACACCGCAAAAAUUGACAUUGUGAACAACUUCUUUCGUAUUGGGAAUACUUUAUCUAGUCGAGAAGAUGUUGGACAUUCUACGGGCUGUAAAAUCCUUUUUACAGCCUAACACAACGCACUCUAAAAUGCCAUCAAUGUACCAUGAACAUUGCACUAAACCAGGCCCAAAAAGCAAUGAAUAUGUCCCGCCACCCGAAGCAAGAAUAUUCAAAUCAAGAAGUGCUCCAAACUCGCCUUGUUUUGAAAGAAAGCCGUUAUUUCCUCGCUCACCACGUCUUUCAAGGUCCCCAAAGCUCACACGAAGCUCAACGCUACAAGCAACUUGUAAAAGACAAUCCGAAAAACUCCGAGAGAAUAAAAUUCCACGGAAUCACGUCCAUUCGGCGACUAAUCAUCGGGUUGGCCGAAGCAAGUCUUUUAGCUCAAAAACUGAACAGAAGAAUUCUUUGGGAAAAGUUUGGCACCCCUCGUGUCUGAGAUGCGAAGAAUGUGGAAAAAGACUCAACCCUGGUCAACAUUCUGAGCAUAGAGGAAUACCCUACUGCAACAUUCCUUGCUACAGUUUCUUGUUUGGUCCUGGUGGAUAUGGUCAUGGAGGAACAGAAUCACACAAAUAUUAUGAUGAAGAAAAGUUUCCCAGAGCUGGUUUAGAAGCUAUAAGAAAUGACAUUUUCCCCAGGUUAAGAGCUUAUAACACAUACUUUGAAAACAGAAAGGCAUUACAAUUGUCAUGCCGAGAGAAAGAGGUUGUAUCUUAUCCAGAUCCUAUAAACUUCAAUGGUAAUCGAUGGCUAAAUGAACUGUAUUCUUCUUCACAAGAUUUUCCACAAUCAAAGACCACAUUCACUCCUCCAUAUGGUACCUCAACAAACUUAAGAUUAACAAGUAAAACCAAAGUUCCUGAAGUUAUCAAGCUGCUAUUUGCUAAGUUCCAGAUUACUAAUAAUCCAAAAAAGUUUAAUCUUUAUGCUGUUUAUGACAAUGGAUCAACAAGAAAUCUUGAAGAAAAUGAGAGUCCAUUACAAUGUCGUCUUAUGUUAGGACCCAGUGAGUAUGCAGCAAAAUUAUAUAUCAUGGAAGCAAGUGAUUCAAACAACGUCUCUCCAGAGGUUGCACAGUACCUUCACUUUGCUGAUCCUGUUCUGUAUGUCUUCCUGACGAAAUUUAAAGAGGAAGAAGAGAGAGAAGUGCUUAGAAUCAAAGAAUGGUAUUCACAAUACAAAAAGAAAUUACAGGAAUUAUUAUCCGAAAUAUCCACUGCAGUAUAAGUGGAUAAAUGCAUGUACAUUAUUAAUUAUUAUCAUUAAUUAAUAUUAAUACAUAAGAAUAUUAUUUUAUUAAGUAAUGAUGAAAAUAAUAUGGUUUUUACGCACCAGUGAAAAUAUAAAGUUUUUACUUUCUCUGUAUUUUAUACCUGCUGUCGAGUCACUUUAGAGUGAACUAUUUAAAGUUGAGUGUGAGGUAUAUUCAGUUGAGGUAUAUGUGUGUACAGCUUCAAAAACAAUCAAGUCCAAUUUUUAAUAGGGCCCUUAGUCAAGCUUCCUGUUCUGGAUUUGUUAGAGUGCACGCACUAAAACCGUGAACAUUAAAUAGUACUAAUUAGUAGUAAUUAGUACUAUUUCAUACAGAAUCCUUUGUUUUCUAGAGUGACCACAGUAAAUCCGUGAAACACUAAUUACUA
This is a messenger RNA of Actinia tenebrosa (Australian red waratah sea anemone), 1865 nucleotides long. Its product is annotated as ras association domain-containing protein 2. The record is from RefSeq and is a predicted model, not a curated record. Gene Ontology annotation, biological process: signal transduction. Lineage: Eukaryota; Metazoa; Cnidaria; Anthozoa; Actiniaria; Actiniidae.